This is a messenger RNA of Drosophila serrata, 1432 nucleotides long. RefSeq names its product Farnesyl pyrophosphate synthase (gene Fpps). Gene Ontology annotation, molecular function: dimethylallyltranstransferase activity; (2E,6E)-farnesyl diphosphate synthase activity. Gene Ontology annotation, biological process: trans, trans-farnesyl diphosphate biosynthetic process. The record is from RefSeq and is a predicted model, not a curated record. Gene Ontology annotation, cellular component: cytoplasm. Lineage: Eukaryota; Metazoa; Arthropoda; Insecta; Diptera; Drosophilidae.
CCUCUAGUACUUCGCACUGGGUUCAUAUCCAAAAACUGAAUUUUGAAAGAACGACCUAAAUCGCGCCUAUUAAAUCAAAUAAAAAUGUUUAAAUUGGUCCGCCAGCUUCUGCCGCAGCAGCGGAUCCUUGCCAACGCCGUGGGCCUGCCUCGGGUUAUCUCUACCAGCAACGAAGUCAACUCAGAGCCCAUUAUCAAGUCGGUUGGCGGCUUGCCCACUGAACUGGUCACCGAGCAGAAGCUGAAGAAGACGAGCAGAACCUUAUCGACGCUCCAAAAUCACUCCGUUCCCAUUGCGGCCCGCGUCACGGUGUCGAAAGAUGAAAGCCGCGACUUUAUGGCCGUGUUCCCAGAUCUUGUGCGUGACAUCACCACCGUGACAAAGACGUACAACUGCAAUGAUGCUGCCAAGUGGUUCGCCCAGGUCCUUCAAUACAAUGUGCCCAGGGGCAAGAAGAACCGUGGCAUCCUUACCGUUUUGACUUACAAGAAUCUGGUGCCGGCACAGGAUCUCACUCCGGAGAACAUAAAGCUGGCCCAGUACCUGGGCUGGUGCGUGGAAAUGCUCCAGAGCUUCUUCAUUAUCUCGGACGAUGUGAUGGACAACAGCACUACCAGAAGAGGCCAGCCGUGCUGGCACAAGGUCGAGAACGUUGGGCUGACCGCCAUCAAUGAUGCCCUAAUGAUCGAGAAUGCCAUGUAUGCCAUACUGAAGAUGCACUUCAGCCACUUGGAUUGUUAUGUGGCCCUGAUGGAGCUCUUCCAUGAAAUCACCUACAUCACCACUUGCGGCCAGUCGCUGGAUCAGCUCAACUCGAAUCGCAGUGUCUCGGAGUUCACAAUGGAAAACUACAAGGCGAUUGUGGAAAACAAGACUGCCUACUAUUCCUUUUACCUGCCCUUCGCAAUUGCUUUACACUUGGCUGGAUACAAAGACGCCGAGGCUUUCCGGCAGUCAAAGACCAUUCUCCUGGAAAUGGGCAACUUCUUCCAGGUACAGGACGACUUCCUCGAUUGUUUCGGCAAUCCGGAAGUGACGGGCAAGAUUGGGACAGACAUUCAGGACAACAAGUGCUCUUGGCUGGCUGUGGUGGCUAUGCAACGAGCCAAUGCCGAGCAGAAACAGAUCAUGAUCGAUUGCUAUGGCAAGGAAGAUCCCGCCAAGGUAAACAGAGUCAAGGAGCUGUACAAGGAGCUCGGACUGCCAUCUACUUAUGCCACGUUUGAGGAGGAAUCUUACAACAUGAUCAAAACCCACAUACAACAAACCUCCCGCGGGGUGCCGCACCAGACCUUCCUGCAAAUCCUCAACAAAAUCUACCAACGUGACUCCUAGGUGAAUCGGUUUUUAUAUAUUGUAGUUUUUAGUUUUUACAUGGAUGAACUGUUAGCAUGGGCUCAGCAAUUACAAACGAAAUGGAAUUUUAGCUAUA